Molecule: messenger RNA, 1763 nt
Organism: Acaulospora morrowiae
Lineage: Eukaryota; Fungi; Glomeromycota; Glomeromycetes; Diversisporales; Acaulosporaceae
Source: the annotation of a GenBank genome assembly
UUGGCAUUGACUUGGGAACCACCUAUUCACGUGUUGGAAUAUGGAAAGACGAUAAAGUUGAAAUUAUUCCUAAUGAUCAUGGUAAUCUCUUUACACCUUCGUGCGUUGCCUUUUCCUACGCAGGGCCAGUAAUUGGUGAUAAUGCCAAAAACCAAAUUUCAACGAACCUUUACAAUACAAUAUACGAUGCAAAACGACUAAUUGGUCGUCAGUUUUGGGAUCCAAAAGUACAAUCAAACAUAAAGUAUUGGCCAUUCAAAGUUAUUAAUAAGAAUGGGAGACCCUAUAUUCAAGCUACACACAGGGGCAAAAUCAAACAGUUUUCACCAGUAGAGAUUUUAUCAAUGUUGUUAUGCAAAUUGAAAGAUUCGGCUGAAAUUUAUCUUAAGGAACGAGUCACAGAUGCAGUAAUCACCGUGGAUUCCAAUUACAAUUACCUACAACGUCAAGCUAUAAGAGAUGCUGCUAAAAUUUCUGGAUUAAACGUUCUUCGAUUAACUAGCGGACCAAUAGCAGCAACAAUUGCUUACAGCUUAGAUAAUAGAGUUUCCGGAGAACGUGACAUAGUUAUUUUUGAUUUUGGCGGUGGCUCUCUUGAUGUAUCUCUCAUAACUAUUGAGGAAAGAAUAUUGGAAGUAAAAGCAACCGCAGGAAAUGCCCAUUUAGGUGGUCAAGAUUUCAAUAAACGCCUUGUAAAUCACUUUAUUGAGGAAUUUAAACGUAAAUUUAAAAAGGAUCUCACUACAGACAAGCGUGCACUAUGUCGUCUUCAGACUGCUUGCGAACGUGCAAAAUGUACACUGUCGUCAUCCAAACAAGCUUUUAUUGAAAUUGACAGCAUUUUUGAAGGGAUUGAUUUUCAUACUUCAUUAACUAGAAAUAUAUUCGUAGAUCUAAAUGAAGAUUUGUUUCGAUACAUUAUAGAGCCUAUUGAGACAGUGCUCAAAGAUGCAAGAGUUGACAAAUCACAGAUUCAUGAAGUAAUAUUAGUUGGUGGCUCCACACGCAUUCCAGAGAUCCGGAAAAUAAUUUCUGAUUUUUUUAAUGGAAAAAAAUUAAAUAUGUCACUUAAUCCCGAUGAAGUCAUUGCCUACGGAGCAGCUAUAAAUGCAGCCUAUUUGUCUGGAAUUCGCACAGAAAAAUUAAAGGAUUUAUUAUGUCUUAAUGUUAUUUCUCAAUCACUUGGCAUUGGGACAAACGACGGAGAAAUGGGAAAAAUUAUAAAACGUAAUAGUACAAUACCUACAGAGAAAACCAGAAUUUUUACUACGUAUUUAGAUAAUCAAACCAAAUUCACAAUAAAGGUGUACGAGGGCGAAAUAGCACGAGCUGUGGACAAUAAUUUACUUGGAGAGUUUGAAUUUACUGGUAUAUCACCUGCGCCUAAAGGCGUAUCUCAAAUCGAAGUUACUUUCGACAUUGAUAGCAACGGCUUUCUUAAAGUAUUAGCUCGAGAUAUAAACUCCGGACAACAUAAUAAAUUUAUCGUCACCAAUGAUAAAAAUCGAUUAUCAAACAAAGAAAUCGAACAAAUGAUCGAAGAUGCUAAAAAACACCGCGCUGAAGAUCAAAGGGUUAAACAAAAAGAACAAGCACGUAAUAAUUUUGAAAGACAUUUAGGAAAUUUACAAAAUAUUUUUCAGGAAACUAUUACAUGGUUCGAUGAUAAUCAAGAAGCAGAAAGGGAAGAAUACGAGCGUAAACGCGAAAAUAUCAUUGACCAAAUAUUAAGUGAACGCGAAGAAUUCCAGAUAAAUAAUUAA